Messenger RNA from Rosa rugosa (rugosa rose), 1774 nucleotides. Its product is annotated as UPF0481 protein At3g47200-like. NCBI's taxonomy places the organism in Eukaryota, Viridiplantae, Streptophyta, Magnoliopsida, Rosales, Rosaceae. Bases 86 to 1597 code for a protein of 503 amino acids. The transcript has a single exon. The record is from RefSeq and is a predicted model, not a curated record.
CAUAUUUAGUUCUUACUAUACAAGCAAACACUAGAACCAGUACUCAAAGAGUGAAAGUUGCCUUAUUUAGACAGGAACUUUGAAAAUGGCACGAAACGAAGACAUGGCUUCCAUGAAUGAAGCUCCAGAACGGAUAGCUCAGUUUGAUGACAAGUCAUCUAAGGAGGAGUUGUUCAAACAAAUAAAGGGCGCAAAAGAAAGGAUAGCUCAGUUUCAAAGCUCAAAACCAAAGAUCCAAAGGGUUCCUUACAUGCUUCGAGAUCACCCAAAUUUCGAGAAAUACUCUGAGAAAUACUAUGAGCCAAGGGCAGUAGCAAUUGGUCCUUUCCAUCAUGGUAAACCAAGGUGUCAACUGGCAGAGAAGUUCAAGCUUGCACUGGCAGACAAAUUUAUCAAAGACAGCGGCAGUCAAGUUGAAGAUUUGCACAAGAUCAUUGAGGUCAACAUCAACACACUAAAGGACUGCUAUGAUGAGGAAGCAACAAGGUCCUACACCGACGAGGCCCUCACAAACUUGUUAUUCUUAGAUGGAUGUUCAACCUUACAGUUCAUAUACUCCUUAAUGGAGAAUGAGUUAGCAAGUUUCAACAUCAAGAGAGAUCAGGUGGCUUUUGCAGAACAGGAUUUGUUCUUGCUAGAAAACCAACUCCCUUACCAAGUCCUCAAGCUGUUGAUGAGCUUAAGUGACAAAGAGAGGGACUUGAAGAACGCAAUCGAUGGAUUUGUUGGAAGGAACAUCAUGGCAGCAGGAAAAAAAUGGAAAUGGCACAAACACAAGAAAACGAGUGAACCAGGAGAUGGUGUCAUAGACAUGGAACACAAAAAAACGCGUCAACCAGGAGAUGGUGUCAUAGACAUGGAAGAGCCCACUCAUCUUCUCGGGCUUCUCCGGACAGAAAUGCUAGGUCCCCCAAAAUCUGUCGCCGAGGAGACAAAAGAUAAACAUCGCCGACAAUCGUUCCGCAACAUACAGGAGCUUAAACCAGCAGGGAUCCAUUUAAGGCGUAGUAAGACAGGGACCUUGAGGGACAUAUCUUUUACUCAACCUCGAGGGCUUCUAGGCUUUGUAGGAUUCCUAUAUCUUCCACCAAUAUCAGUAGACGACUCCAUGAGGCCUAAGUUCUUGAAUUUGAUAGCCUAUGAAAUGUGUCCUGAUUUCCAAAAUGACUUUGGGGUCACCUCUUACAUAUGCUUCUUGGAUUCACUGAUUGAUCAUGCAGAUGAUGUUAAACAGCUAAGGUCGGCACGCGUACUACACAACUUACUUGGGAGUGAUGAAGAGGUGGCUCAACUUUUCAAUGAGAUAGGCACUGACUUGGUGCCUAACAGUGAAACAUACCGCAGUGUCAAAUCCAAAUUAGAAAAGCACUACAAAAACAGGGGGAAAACCUGGAUGGCUCAAUUCUGUCACGAUCAUUUCAGUAGCCCCUGGACUAUCCUGGCUUUCCUUGGUGUUCUAGCAGCUCUGGGGUUAAGCGGCAUCCAGACUUGGUACACAAUCAAUUCUCCCUCCUCUGCCUGCGAGCUUGAAGAAACAGCUAAAAAUAGAGUGAUGCACACACACAGAGGUACAAAAAUCAAGUUUGGUUCUUCCUAAAAUGGUUUCUGCUUUUGGUUAGUUUGAUUCCCAGCUUCAGCUCUCAUUAGGCAGAUAUGAAGCUGAACAUGUACUGUUAUUUCUUCACUUAGCUUAAGUGUUUAUCAUAAUGUAAUUCAAUAAUUUCAAUAUUCAUGUGUGGAACGAUGUAAUUUCAUGAUGAGUUUCUCGAGUUUA